UAAUUAUUAAUUAAAUUAAAUCAUUUAAAUUAAGAUUCAAAAAAAAUUAAAAAUAAUUUUUCUAAUUAAAUGAAACAUUUAAAUUCUAAGGAAUCUGAAAUUUUAAAGGUCGUUAUAAGAUUCUUAAGUAUGAAUAAUCCUUCUUGUAAUGUAAUAUAGGAUUUAAUUAAAAAAAUGCAUAAUAAUGAUAUGGAUAAAGAGGAAUUAGAGUAAGAACUUAAUCAAUUGGAACAUGAUAUGAGAGAACAUAAAGAAUCUAUUAAAAUAGAAGUCUAGAAUAUUAAGAAUAAAAAUGGAAGGUAAUUAGAAACUAGUAACUUUUUUAAGCAAUCGAGAAUACCAUGCUCAAAUCCGAGAUUAAGAAAAGUUUCUAAAAACUAAAACUUCACUGUUUGCUUCAAGUCAAAAAAUGAUGCUAUUAAGGGAAUUGAAUAUAUAAAAUAGUAUUAUACAUAUGACAUUAUAGGAUUUACAGAAAAGUCAAAAUCUUAUAUUGAGCAGGAAGAUAAGAAUAAAAAUGAAUUUAGUUAAUUCAUUGAAUAAAUAAUUUAAAAUACCUUUAAAGCUGAUACAAAAAUUAAUUAAAUGGAAGAAAUAACUCUUAACUCAAAAAGAAAAUAAGAAUAACUGAUAACUUAAUAACUUGUUACAAAUGAACUAAAAGAUCAAGUUUGUUUGCCUCUAAAGAAACUGAAAAAAUAAGACACAGAUUAAAUUAAUACUGAUGAUCUUCAAAGCAAUAAUUUGUAGAAUAUGUAAGUAUGUUCUGAAGAAAAUAAAAUAGAACAAGAAAAUAAUUCAAUUGAUUAAUCUUAAAAUGAAAUGACUGAGAAUAAUUUAAAUUUAUAAAACUGUGAUUAAAAUUAAUAAAACUGUUAAGAAGACUAAGAAAAUCACUAAUAAAAUGUACAAAAUUGUUAAGAAAAUAAUUAAUAAAAUCAAUAAAUAUUAGAAAAAUAAGAAAAAUGUGAAAAAAAUGAGGAAAAUUGUGAAAAUGAAAAUAAUUAAGAAAAAUAAGACAAAUGUGAAAAAAAUGAGGAAAAUUGUGAAAAUGAAAGUAAUCAAGAAAAAUAAGACAAAUGUGAAAAAAAUGAGGAAAAUUGUGGACAUAAUCAAGAUAAAUAAGGCACAUGUGAACAUAAUUAAGAGAAUAAUGAACUUAAUUAAGAUAACUCUGAGCAUACUUAAGAAAUAAAAUCUCCUUAAUACAGUUAACAAAUUGAAGAAUUCGAUGAUGAUGAAGAAGAAGUAGAGGUUUAAGUAUUUUCUUAGAGCAAUUAGAAUCUCAAUAACUCUGAAUAAAUUCAAGUUGAAAAUGAUUCUUUGCAAGAAGAAUAGCCUAAAAAUAUCAAUUAAUCAUCAGAAAUAUGCCUUGAUAUUCCAAAUAAUCAACAAUAAGAAAAAAACUUAGAAACAUAAAUUAAUAAAAUUGAUAAUGGUCAAGAAACUAAUUCUCACUUAUAAAUAAAAGUAUUGGAUACAUAAAAUUUAAAAGAGAUUUAGGUGGAAGUGCUAAGUGGCUAAAAUUUGAAUAUGAGUAAUUAGAAUAAAGAUGAAAAACUUCAUCAAAAAACUGAAUAAAAAAAAUCUUAGUAGUCAACUAAAUAGAAUUAAUAACCUAAUUAAUUAAAACAAGAUUCUUAAAACAAAACUGAUAUAAAAAAAACUAAUGGAGAUAAAUAAAUAAACAAAAAUGAGCAAAAAAAGUAAUCACAUUCUCAAAAGCAUGAUAAAGAAAAAUCUUAAUCCAAUCAUAAUGAUAAAAAGAAAGAUACUAAAAAAUCAAAUAACAAAGAUUAACAUCAAAAAAGUUCAUCUAAAAGCAAUCCAUAGCCACCUGAAAAGUAAAAAAGCAUUAACAAACUAAAAGAACAAAAGAAGCAUAAUUAAAACAGAUCCUAAAAGAAAACUAAAAAGAAUUGA
Tetrahymena thermophila SB210 is the source of this 1923-nucleotide messenger RNA. RefSeq lists its product as hypothetical. The transcript has a single exon. NCBI's taxonomy places the organism in Eukaryota, Ciliophora, Oligohymenophorea, Hymenostomatida, Tetrahymenidae. The record is from RefSeq and is a predicted model, not a curated record.